This is a messenger RNA of Cyprinus carpio (common carp), 3332 nucleotides long. It is a transcript of the gene osbpl2b, whose product is annotated as oxysterol binding protein-like 2b. Gene Ontology annotation, molecular function: cholesterol binding. Lineage: Eukaryota; Metazoa; Chordata; Actinopteri; Cypriniformes; Cyprinidae. Gene Ontology annotation, cellular component: intracellular membrane-bounded organelle; cytosol; membrane. The record is from RefSeq and is a predicted model, not a curated record.
GUUAAUAGACUUUAACUGUGCUAGAAGCGUUCCCUCAGGUCUCGUCUAGACUGAGAUAAGGCUGUCCCGUAUGUGUCACAGUACAGGUCUGUCUGUCAGGUUACACUCUUUGGAAGUAGGCAGUCCAAAGUUCAGUUCUAUAUCAAAUGCGUUCCUGCAUACAAGCCCAUGGGAGGAGACCCACACUGGCUCCACCUCUCAGUUAAAGUGUGGUCGGCUAGUUUCAGUCAAACAUGACGGAUGAAUGGGUGCAUGAAUGUAGGCUCUAAGAUCAUUGGAGGAACAGGUGUCCCUGUUUUGGAUGUGGUAAUAAGUCUCCAGAGGCAAGAGAGUGAAAGAGAGACCAUGUUUUAGAGACCUCUUGUUGGCAGCCCAUUAUCUACAAUGAACAAUGAAGACGAGUUCUAUGAUGCCGUCACAGGCUUGGAUUCAGACGAGUCGUGUGAAGGCACAUCAGAAGGCAGUUUUAAAGAUGCUGUAGUGUAUGACGGUGCUCAGAAGAACAAUGGAGCGGUUCCUCAGGAGAACGGAAUUAAGAAGCACAGGUCGUCUCUUCCUGCCCCUAUGUUCUCCAGGAAUGAUUUUAGUGUGUGGAGCAUUCUCAAGAAAUGUAUUGGACUGGAGCUGUCCAAGAUCACCAUGCCCAUUGUGUUCAAUGAGCCCCUGAGCUUUCUACAAAGAAUCUCUGAGUAUAUGGAGCACACAUACCUCAUCCAGAAAGCCUGCUCGCAGUCCGACUCUAUAGAGAGGAUGCAGACGGUCGCUGCAUUUGCUGUGUCUGCAGUCGCUUCUCAGUGGGAUAGAACUGGAAAACCUUUCAACCCGCUUUUAGGAGAAACCUAUGAGCUCACACGAGAGGAUCAGGGUUUCAGACUGAUCUCAGAGCAGGUGAGUCACCAUCCGCCAAUCAGUGCUUUUCACACUGAGAGUCUGGCAGGUGACUUUGUGUUCCACGGCUCCAUCUACCCCAAACUCAAGUUCUGGGGCAAAAGUGUGGAGGCAGAACCUAAAGGGACCAUCACGUUAGAGAUUUACAAGCAUAAAGAGGCAUACACAUGGACAAACCCUUUCUGCUGUGUACACAAUAUAAUUCUUGGUAAACUGUGGAUUGAACAGUACGGCACUGUAGAAAUUGUCAACCACAGUACUGGAGAGAAGUGUGUGCUGAACUUUAAACCCUGUGGGAUGUUUGGAAAGGAGCUGCACAGAGUUGAAGGUUACAUCCAGGAUAAGAGUAAGAAGAAGCGCUGUGUGAUCUAUGGCAAAUGGACCGAGUGUAUGUGGAGCGUCGACCCACAGGUGUACGAGGCCCAUCGGAAACUCGAGAAGAAAGGAACAACGGACACUAAAAAACAGAAACCGGAGGAGCCAGAAUCCGUCAACGAGGAUGCCGAUGAAAUGCCUGAAGUACAGGAGACUGUGGCAGUAAUUCCUGGUAGCACAUUAUUAUGGAGAAUAUCAUCAAGACCGCCUCAUUCAGCAGAGAUGUAUAACUUCACUAAUUUUGCCGUGACGCUGAAUGAGCUGGAGCCUGGCAUGGAAGGAGUGCUGGCACCAACAGACUGCCGCCUGCGGCCUGACAUCAGAGCCAUGGAGAACGGCAACAUGGAUGAAGCCAGCAGAGAGAAGGAGAGACUGGAAGAGAAGCAGAGAGCAGCUCGUAAAGAGAGGGCCAAAGAUGGUGAAGAGUGGUCGACUAGGUGGUUUCAGUUAGGCACAAAUCCAUAUACAGCAUCACAGGACUGGCUGUACACUGGGGGCUACUUUAAUAGGAAAUACACAGACUGUCCUGAUAUCUACUGAUGAGGAGGUGCAAGUUCAAAGAGGUUUUGUCACCUCCUCCCUCCCUCUCUCUCCCCGUCUACAACAACCCUCUUCACGAUGCACCAUCAGCAACGAUAGCGCUUAUGCUCACAUUAAACUGAGCUGCCUCCAUCUUCCGCACUUGCGUUUAUGAUUGUUGUUUUUUUUUGUCCUUUGGAAGCGUCUUCUCUCACUUCCCAUCAACCCUGUAGGUUUUCUCAAUGGAGGAAAGCAUCGAAACAGCAGUAGGAGAACCGAUUUGCCUUUUUUCUGCCUUUGAACGUACAAACCCCUCAUCAGAGAUGUUGUUAUAUCACCAAUAAAAUGUGACUCUGAAGUGCUUUGGCCAUUUUCCAUGUACAGUAGGUGUUUAACAUAUGAAAACUAAUUGCAGAUGUUUUGAGUUUGGCAAGCACUGAGCCACCUCUGAUCCAGCUGUAUGUAGAGCGUGAAGGUGGUGAAGAGUUAAUGAAAUAACAACAGUAAUAAUGUUUAGAGAAUGGUGAUGAAUGUUAAUAAUGAACUUUGGGUGAGUGAAGGUGUGUGUGUGUGCGCGCUUGUGGCAAUUAAUGUAAAAAGCCAUAGAUUUUAUUUUAAUUGGUACAAUAUUUUGCCUUUUGGAUUUACAGAUUCAGAUUAAAUUUAUGUGAAAUAGCCUCAUCACGCGUAUGUUAAGGUGAACCGUUUUAAAAAUGGCCUCAAAACUCUUUUUGUUUUUUUCCUUUCACUUGGUUGUUUCCACAGAGACUCAUGGGAUGUAAAAUAGGCUGAUUGUACCGACAUUCAAUAAGGCUUUGCUGACAUACUGUAAAUGUACAUAUUCAUAUUUCACAGUUUUUCUAAUGUAUUGGUGUCUCACUAAAUUGUUCCUCAAGCACUAUUAAUUGAAUUUGUUUUAAGUAAACUCGGGUGUCAUGGGUUAUUUUAUUCAUCAGCAUUAGCAUCUGUUAUCACUGUUCUCAAAUAUAGACGUGUACACUGUGUAUUUGAGAAACUAACCAAAUCUAUGCAACCCAUUAAACUGCUCAAACCCCACAGAAUAAUGAACGAACAGAUUAUGGCAGCUUAUGGAAGUGUAAAUAUAACAUGCAUCUUAUUUGAGAGAAUAUUUCCUGCAUGCAGAUGCCAUGAAAAGUAUUUUACACCUGAGCGGGUUUGAAGCACAGCGAUGCAACCAUUGUUACUCUUCUCGAGUACACAAACGUGUUUUAUUUCCCGCAGUGCCAGACUUUCAGUGCACUCUCACUAGUACUUCAUCUUGAGCUGUUUGUGCCCCAUUUAACGGUGAUUCAUUUGAAUAUGUUAGACAUUUUAUUAGAUUUUCUAACCACCUUUCCCCUCGUGUGAGUACUUAACGUAAACAGGAAUGUCUAAAUAUAGUGUGUGUCUGUUAGAUACACACGACAUUCAGUACACUACUUGUUUUGCAUCCUGUAUUGUAUCUGUUACUUCAUUAAAUGUACAUUUAAUAAUUUGAAAACUAGCGUUCUAAGACUAAUAUCCCACAAUUAAACUAUGGAUUUUAUUUG